CUGGGUGAGGAACGAUAGAGUACAGUAAGUAGAUAGAUAGUGGGAUAGACGAGGUAAAGCAAGCCAACUUGGUCGCUCGCCUGCCUGCAUUCCUUCUCAAACCGAAACCUAUCCGCUGCGAUACAAGUCUAUGUUUGAAUCGCCGCAGCUCAGAAAGAACACGCACAUUUUGAGAUAAAGUGUAUAUCACGCAGGAGGAUCCUAUCAAACGAAGGAGUAACCGUGAGAGAAGCACGAGAUACGGAGACAUGGCUGCGACAACCUGUACACGUUUCACGGACGAUUUUCAGCUUUACGAAGAGCUGGGAAAGGGAGCGUUUUCAGUGGUGCGCAGAUGUGUCAAGCUGUGUAGUGGACAGGAAUAUGCCGCCAAAAUAAUCAACACCAAAAAGCUAUCUGCAAGAGACCACCAGAAGCUAGAGAGAGAGGCCCGUAUCUGUCGCCUGCUCAAGCACUCCAACAUCGUCCGUCUCCAUGACAGUAUAUCAGAGGAAGGAUUCCACUACCUCCUGUUUGACUUGGUGACUGGAGGGGAGUUGUUUGAGGACAUCGUAGCCAGAGAGUACUACAGUGAGGCUGACGCCAGUCAUUGCAUCCAGCAGAUCGUGGAGGCGGUGCUACACUGCCAUCAAAUGGGCGUGGUGCAUCGAGAUCUAAAGCCAGAGAAUCUGCUCCUAGCCAGCAAAUGCAAGAAUGCUGCCGUCAAGUUGGCCGACUUUGGCCUGGCCAUCGAGGUGCAAGGAGAUCAGCAAGCCUGGUUUGGAUUUGCUGGUACACCGGGAUACCUGUCCCCUGAGGUACUGAGGAAGGAGGCAUAUGGCAAACCUGUGGACAUCUGGGCCUGUGGGGUGAUUCUGUAUAUCCUGCUAGUGGGCUACCCUCCCUUCUGGGAUGAGGACCAGCACAAACUGUACCAACAGAUCAAAGCUGGGGCCUACGAUUUUCCCUCUCCAGAGUGGGACACAGUCACUCCAGAGGCUAAGAACCUGAUUAACCAGAUGUUGACCAUCAACCCUGCCAAGAGGAUCACCGCCCAGGAGGCCCUCAAACACCCAUGGGUCUGCCAACGUUCUACAGUGGCGUCCAUGAUGCACAGACAGGAGACAGUGGAGUGCCUGAAGAAGUUCAACGCCCGGAGGAAACUCAAGGGUGCCGUUCUCACUGCUAUGCUAGUUUCCCGGAACUUCUCUGUGGGCGCUCGUUCCGCCACUGCUCCAAUCAGUGUCAGUGCAGCAGCAGCAGCAGCAGCCGCAGCAGCGGGCACCACCGGUGGGCUGGUGGAACAAGCAGCCAAGAGUUUGCUCAACAAGAAGGCAGAUGUCAAGCCCCAGACACCACAGACAAACAGCAGCAAAAACAGCAUAGUCACCAGCCCCAAAGGAAACGUCCCUACUCCUGUUCUGGAGGCUCAGACCACUGUUAUCCAUAAUCCAAUGGAUGGAACUAAGGAAUCAACUGACAGCAGUACCACUGUGGAGGAUGAGGAUGUGAAAGCACGUAAACAAGACAUCAUUAAGAUCACUGAACAGCUGAUCCAGGCUGUCAACAAUGGAGACUUUGAGGCAUACGCUAAGAUCUGUGAUCCUGGUCUGACCUCCUUUGAGCCCGAGGCCCUGGGAAACCUGGUGGAGGGAAUGGACUUCCACAGAUUCUAUUUUGAGAACCUUCUGUCUAAGAACAGUAAACCUAUCCACACCACCAUCCUCAACCCCCACGUCCACCUGAUUGGAGAGGACGCUGCCUGCAUUGCCUACAUCCGACUCACCCAAUUUGUCGACGGCCUGGGCCAUCCACGCUCCAGCCAAUCAGAGGAGACGAGGGUGUGGCACCGCCGGGACUCCAAGUGGCAGAACGUCCACUUCCACUGCUCGGGUGCCCCCGCUGCGCCUCUCCAGUGAUGUACGUGAGGAGGAGAAUGCCAAAGCCAUGUCUGACAAGAGUGUUCUGCUGGAGAGAGAGAGGGGGG
Messenger RNA from Oncorhynchus masou masou (cherry salmon), 1966 nucleotides. Its product is annotated as calcium/calmodulin-dependent protein kinase type II subunit beta-like. Gene Ontology annotation, molecular function: ATP binding; calmodulin binding; calcium/calmodulin-dependent protein kinase activity. Lineage: Eukaryota; Metazoa; Chordata; Actinopteri; Salmoniformes; Salmonidae. Gene Ontology annotation, biological process: protein phosphorylation. The record is from RefSeq and is a predicted model, not a curated record. Bases 249 to 1898 code for a protein of 549 amino acids. The transcript is spliced from 21 exons.